GUAGCCUUUCACCACUGUGUAAAUAAUGGCAAUCAGGAGUGUCGCCAUUUGCGCACUCUACGCCACUCCCGUGCUCAUCACGUUUCAAGACUGCUGCCUAACGUGUAGCGUUGUGUGUGGGGCCUCCAUGCAGCCGACUCUGAAUCCGGAGAAGAGCGCGAGGAGUUUUCGAGACGUCGUCGUGUUGAAUAUGUUGAGGAAAUGGAGAAGGCCGGUGCCGCAGCGAGGGGACAUCGUUGCCUACAUAUCGCCUAGAAAUCCCAGACGAAUGAUCGUGAAAAGAGUGAUUGGUUUGCCUGGUGAUGUGAUAGAAACACUUGACUACAAGGAGAAACGUGUCACAAUACCAGACGGUCACUGCUGGGUUGAAGGGGAUAAUCAUGGCCACAGCGAAGACAGCAAUCACUAUGGCCCUGUGGCGCUAGGACUAAUCGUGGGACACGCCACACACGUUGUUUUCCCACCAACUCGGAUGCGUAAGCUGUCCACCCAAAUACCAGAUGGAAGAACACCUUUAGUUACCCGUUACGAACAUACUCUUCUAGCAUAACAUCUAGU
This is a messenger RNA of Corticium candelabrum, 558 nucleotides long. RefSeq names its product mitochondrial inner membrane protease subunit 2-like. The transcript is spliced from 5 exons. Gene Ontology annotation, molecular function: serine-type endopeptidase activity. Gene Ontology annotation, cellular component: membrane; mitochondrial inner membrane peptidase complex. NCBI's taxonomy places the organism in Eukaryota, Metazoa, Porifera, Homoscleromorpha, Homosclerophorida, Plakinidae. The coding region runs from base 26 to 550 and encodes 174 amino acids. The record is from RefSeq and is a predicted model, not a curated record.